Molecule: messenger RNA, 1000 nt
Organism: Protomyces lactucae-debilis
Lineage: Eukaryota; Fungi; Ascomycota; Taphrinomycetes; Taphrinales; Protomycetaceae
Exons: 2
Source: RefSeq, a predicted model, not a curated record
CAUCCUCAGUCGUACUUGAACAUGCGAACGCCGGCUAUAUCAUCGCAAGCAGCGGCCGGAACACAGUAAGAGUCAUGCAUGAGUUUCCUAGAUCAUGCUUGAAGGGGACCUUGACACUGCUUGAGUCAUGCGUAAAGUGUGACUUUCAUUUCGGGAUAUCCGGGUUAAAACCUGUAGAUGCUUUCGAAACAACCGUGAUUGAAAAGUACUACCUAAUUUCUUUCUUUCAGACUUUGCGCCCCGACACCCCAAAAUGGUGGCCGCCGUCUCCCUUUUUCGAAACAGAUCAGAGCGUUAGGCUUGGCAAGAAGUCUCUAGGCCAGAAUAACACUGAAGGUGAUUCAUCCGACACAGUCAUCUCGAAGCACCUAGACGACAACGUGCACGAAGCAAACCUAACCUUUUAUACUCGUCUGUGUGAGUCUAGAUUAGUAGCGCCGAGACGGUACACGAGCGAAAGAUUCAGUCACAAGGGAUGUAGUUUAUACAAAGCUUGUGUUAUAGAAUGAGGCGAUACCACUGCAGCACAUUUUUACAUCCAAGAUUAUGUAAGCCUCUGUUCUGAGCUGAAUCGCAUCUUUCAGAUUAGAGCUACAGCAUGCAAAAGUGGCAAGAUGCUGGUACCGUAGUCGAAUGACUUCCGUGCAGCUUAUUGAUCUCAUCAUCAGGAUCUGAGAACGAAAGUCUUUGCGUGCGAUUGGAGGACAGCAGAUUGAGCUCUGGGAUGAGAAAAGCUGGUGCCGAACAUACUGGAGGGAUGCCAACCCCGAUAAUGACAGCUUCAUCAGCCAGAUCAUCUAUAGUUUCAUCAUCCCCUCCUACAGCUGCUGCAGUGUCUGAUAUAGCUGCUGUCGCAAGAAAAAGACUUGCAAGCCCUUGGGCAAUUCGGGUCAGUUGGCAAGAUUCCGAUAGUUGAGUAAACGCAUUUUCGCUCUUAGACGAUCGACGAACAAUCGAGCGGUGCGAUUUGCUGCCCGGUCUGGUCUCUGCAUGUUAUAUU